Agrilus planipennis (emerald ash borer) is the source of this 2745-nucleotide messenger RNA. RefSeq names its product ATP-dependent Clp protease ATP-binding subunit clpX-like, mitochondrial (gene ClpX). Gene Ontology annotation, cellular component: mitochondrial matrix. The transcript is spliced from 8 exons. The record is from RefSeq and is a predicted model, not a curated record. Lineage: Eukaryota; Metazoa; Arthropoda; Insecta; Coleoptera; Buprestidae. Gene Ontology annotation, molecular function: protein dimerization activity; zinc ion binding; ATP binding. Bases 225 to 2144 code for a protein of 639 amino acids. Gene Ontology annotation, biological process: proteolysis; protein catabolic process.
UGGAUAAAUGUUGUUAUAUUAGUGGUUUUCAAUACGUGAAUAAAUGAAUAUUAAUAUGACUAGCAUACAAAAUGGAAUGAAUUUAGCUUUUGGCAGAGUUGUUAUAGAAUUUUUAAAUUAUUCGAUUGAUAUUAAUUGUUGUUAUCCUACUUCUUAUUAAAGGUCUUCUUCUGGCCCUGCAAAACGAUCUUUCCCCAAAAUGGAAGUGUUUAUCAACGAAUAUAAUGGUUUUAAAAUCUGCUGGAUCUGGCGAACCCCCAAUAGAAAGUGUUCCUCCAAAAAAUGUAACUCCAGGUGGUCCCCCCGGUACUGGAGGAACAGGAACUGCCGGAGCCGGUGGAGGUAAAAACAAAAAUACCCUAUGCUGUCCGAAAUGUGGAGACCCUUGCACUCACGUCGAGACCUUUGUCAGCUCCACAAGGUUCGUCAAGUGCGAAAAAUGCCACCACUUUUUCGUGGUGUUGAGUGAGGUCGACAGUAAAAAAAAAGAGGGUGUCGAUUUAAAAACUGGAUUUUUCCGAAAACCACCACCCCCACCGAAGAAAAUCUAUGAGUAUCUAAAUAAGCAUGUAAUUGGACAAGAACAUGCUAAAAAGGUAAGAAGUCUUCUUCUGGCCCUGCAAAACGAUCUUUCCCCAAAAUGGAAGUGUUUAUCAACGAAUAUAAUGGUUUUAAAAUCUGCUGGAUCUGGCGAACCCCCAAUAGAAAGUGUUCCUCCAAAAAAUGUAACUCCAGGUGGUCCCCCCGGUACUGGAGGAACAGGAACUGCCGGAGCCGGUGGAGGUAAAAACAAAAAUACCCUAUGCUGUCCGAAAUGUGGAGACCCUUGCACUCACGUCGAGACCUUUGUCAGCUCCACAAGGUUCGUCAAGUGCGAAAAAUGCCACCACUUUUUCGUGGUGUUGAGUGAGGUCGACAACGUUCCACAUAUAGGAGGUUUAUCGCAUGGCGGUUCAUUGGGCAUCCACUUUCCCAGUCAUUACAGCGAUUCUUCUGUCAAUUCAACGGGCAAUAAAAGUCAGAGCGCAAGCGCAGCCGGUUCCGAUAUAUUGGACAAAACGACACACGAUCUCAAACUAGAAAAGAGUAACAUACUACUGCUCGGGCCAACCGGUUCUGGUAAAACUCUACUUGCUCAGACAAUAGCCCAAUGUUUGGACGUACCAUUUGCGAUCUGUGAUUGUACGACCUUGACACAGGCUGGUUACGUUGGUGAGGAUAUCGAAAGUGUGAUCGGUAAACUGCUUCAGGAUGCAAGUUACAGCAUUGAGAGGGCUCAAAUAGGGAUCGUAUUCCUCGACGAGGUCGACAAGAUUGGGGCAGUUCCUGGCAUACAUCAACUGAGGGAUGUGGGAGGCGAAGGUGUGCAACAGGGUAUGUUGAAGAUGUUAGAGGGUACCAUCGUUAAUGUGCCCGAACGGAAUUCUCCAAGAAAAUUACGAGGCGAGACGAUCCAAGUCGACACCACCAACAUCCUCUUUGUUGCGAGUGGAGCUUAUAAUGGAUUGGAAAAGUUGAUACUUAGGAGAAAUAAUCAAAAUCAUUUAGGUUUUGGAGCAGCUGUGGUGGAAAGCAAGGGACGAAGAGCAGCAGUACAACCANAAAGUUUGUUGUUGAUUCAUUUUUGUUAUUUACGAUACAAUUUCUUUAACUCAAGACAAUACAUUGCGUAUUUAUUUUCUCAAAAUUUAAUAAAAAUUUAUUUAAUAUGGAUAUACAUGAUUCAUUUGAUCGACUUUGGCAUGAUACCGGAAUUUGUGGGAAGAUUUCCUGUACUAGUACCAUUUCACAGCCUGGACGAAUCGUUGCUUGUACGAAUAUUGACAGAGCCCAAAAACGCCAUUAUACCUCAGUACCAGAGACUGUUAGCAAUGGAUCAGUGUGAACUGACUUUUACUCAGGAAGCUCUGAAAGCUAUUGCAAGAAUGGCUAUGGAACGGAAAACAGGCGCUAGAGGACUGCGAGCGAUCAUGGAAACGCUACUUCUGGAGCCCAUGUUUGAAAUUCCUGGAUCAGAAAUAGUAGGAGUUCAUAUAAAAGAAGACUACGUGAGAAACAAAAAGGGACCGGAUUACGUAAAAGCGUCUUCAACAGAAUCCACGCCCCUCGAGGACGAGGACUUGAAAUCAUCGGUACGUUUGUAACGGUGGCCUAAUGCCGAUCAGUGACGCCACCUAUCGAAACACAACAUAAAUCCUCAGUGGUAAUGCAAACAAGAAGUGUAAUAAGGGUGCACGUGCGUGCACUUUAUAUAAUUGCCGGAAACGUCCGUUGGUAAGUUGUAACGUAAAAAAUUUAUUUACUUAUGAUCCAAAAACAUUCAAGUUUUAUUCUUUAUUAAUAAAAAAACAACAAAGAAUCUUGUCUAACGCACUUUUCCGGUUAGUCAGAGUAAACCAUGGAUUCUAUUAGUUCCUUAAAAAAAAGAUGAAGAAAGAUAAAACAAGUGAUAUAUUGUAAUGCAUAAAUAAAUGGAAAUAAGUAGGAAAUUGGUGUUUUGAAUUCUGAGAAAAUUUAACUGUUAUAAGCAGUUGCUUUUGUUUCCAUGUUUUUGUAUAUAGUUUAAUUUUUACUUAUACUUGAAAGAAAAACACGUUAUACGUCCUCGUUAAGGUGUAUGGUAUGUAGGAUAGAAGUGAUUGAUUUUAAGUGAACGAAAUUACGCGGCUGUAAAUUUCAGAUAAGGAGAAGUCUGUUGGAAAGAUGUAUUUAAGUUAUUGCCUUAAUAAAAGUAUACAUACGUUA